Molecule: messenger RNA, 3325 nt
Organism: Orycteropus afer afer
Lineage: Eukaryota; Metazoa; Chordata; Mammalia; Tubulidentata; Orycteropodidae
Source: RefSeq, a predicted model, not a curated record
CAUGGAUCUCCAUAGUGCCAGCACUGUUGUUCUUCGGGUCUUAACGCAGGCCACCAGUCAGGAUACUGCUGUGUUAAAACCAGCUGAGGAACAGUUGAAACAGUGGGAGACACAGCCAGGUUUCUAUUCAGUGUUGCUGAAUAUCUUCACAAACCACACUCUGGAUAUAAAUGUAAGGUGGCUUGCUGUGCUGUAUUUUAAAAAUGGAAUUGAUCGCUACUGGAGACGUGUAGCACCUCAUGCUCUUUCAGAGGAGGAGAAAUCUACAUUACGUGCAGGGCUCAUCACCAACUUCAAUGAACCAAUAAAUCAGAUUGCAACUCAGAUUGCAGUGCUGAUUGCAAAAGUUGCUAGAUUGGAUUGUCCUAGACAAUGGCCUGAGCUGAUCCCCACUCUUAUUGAAUCUGUUAAAGUCCAAGAUGAUCUUCGACAGCACAGAGCAUUACUUACCUUCUAUCAUGUUACCAAGACUUUGGCUUCUAAACGACUGGCUGCUGAUAGAAAAUUGUUUUAUGAUUUAGCUUCUGGAAUUUAUAAUUUUGCCUGCUCUCUGUGGAAUCACCAUACAGACACAUUCCUGCAACAAGUUUCUUCUGGGAAUGAAGCUGCAGUUCAAAGUUCACUAGAACGAACUUUACUGUCAUUGAAAGUUCUGCGUAAGUUAACCGUUAAUGGAUUUGUGGAGCCUCAUAAGAAUAUGGAGGUGAUGGGUUUUUUACAUGGAAUAUUUGAACGUCUAAAACAAUUUCUGGAUUGCAGUAGAAGUAUAGGUGCAGAUAACAUAUGUAGAGAUAGACUGGAAAAGACCAUCAUUCUUUUUACUAAAGUGCUUUUGGAUUUCUUGGACCAGCAUCCCUUUUCAUUUACCCCUCUAAUUCAGAGAUCACUAGAAUUUUCUGUAAGCUAUGUUUUUACAGAAGUUGGUGAAGGGGUUACAUUUGAGCGAUUCAUUGUCCAAUGCAUGAAUCUUAUUAAGAUGAUUGUCAAAAAUUAUGCUUAUAAGCCAUCAAAAAAUUUUGAAGAUAGUAGCCCUGAAACUCUUAAAGCUCAUAAGAUUAAGAUGGCGUUUUUCACAUAUCCCACCUUGACAGAGAUUUGUAGAAGAUUAGUCUCUCAUUAUUUUCUGUUAACUGAAGAAGAACUGACAAUGUGGGAAGAAGAUCCAGAAGGCUUUACAGUGGAAGAAACAGGAGGAGACUCUUGGAAAUAUAGUUUGAGGCCUUGCACUGAAGUGCUGUUUAUAGAUAUAUUCCAUGAAUAUAAUCAAACUCUUACUCCUGUACUUCUGGAAAUGAUGCAGACACUUCAAGGGCCCACCAAUGUGGAAGAUAUGAAUGCACUAUUAAUCAAAGAUGCUGUGUAUAAUGCUGUGGGAUUAGCUGCUUAUGAGCUGUUUGACAGUGUUGAUUUUGAUCAGUGGUUUAAAAACCAACUUCUUCCAGAAUUACAAGUCACUCAUAAUAGGUAUAAGCCAUUGCGACGCAGGGUGAUCUGGCUUAUCGGUCAGUGGAUUUCCGUGAAAUUCAAGUCUGACUUAAGACCAAUGCUAUAUGAGGCAAUUUGUAACUUGCUUCAAGAUCAGGAUUUGGUGGUCCGUAUUGAAACAGCAACAACUCUGAAGUUAACUGUUGAUGAUUUUGAGUUUCGAACAGAUCAGUUUUUACCGUAUUUGGAAACCAUGUUCACACUACUUUUUCAGUUACUGCAACAAGUUACAGAAUGUGACACAAAGAUGCAUGUUUUGCAUGUCCUUUCUUGUGUGAUUGAAAGAGUCAACAUGCAGAUACGACCAUAUGUAGGAUGUUUGGUACAGUAUUUGCCUCUUCUCUGGAAGCAGAGUGAAGAACACAAUAUGUUGAGAUGUGCUAUUCUGACAACACUAAUUCAUCUUGUUCAAGGAUUAGGAGCAGACAGCAAGAACCUGUACCCUUUCCUGCUCCCAGUUAUUCAACUGAGUACAGAUGUUUCACAGCCUCCACAUGUUUAUCUUCUGGAAGAUGGUUUAGAAUUAUGGUUAGUGACAUUGGAAAACAGCCCAUGUAUAACACCAGAGUUACUUCGUAUAUUUCAGAAUAUGUCACCACUUCUUGAACUAAGUUCAGAAAAUCUCAGAACCUGCUUUAAGAUCAUCAAUGGUUAUAUUUUUUUGUCAUCAACAGAAUUUUUACAGACAUAUGCAUUAGGUCUAUGUCAGUCCUUUUGUGAUCUGUUAAAGGAAAUUACUACAGAAGGUCAAGUUCAAGUACUCAAGGUUGUGGAAAAUGCUCUGAAAGUGAACCCAGUGUUAGGUCCACAAAUGUUUCAACCAAUUCUACCCUGUGUUUUCAGGGGGAUUAUAGAAGGGGAGAGGUAUCCUGUCGUGAUGUCCACAUAUCUUGGAGUUAUGGGACGAGUCCUGCUACAAAACACUAGUUUCUUUUCUUCACUUCUUAAUGAGAUGGCCCAUAAAUUUAAUCAGGAGAUGGACCAGCUUUUGGGAAAUAUGAUUGAAAUGUGGGUUGAUCGCAUGGACAACAUUACCCAGCCUGAAAGAAGAAAACUUUCAGCUUUGGCUUUGCUUUCUCUUCUUCCAUCUGAUAACAGUGUUAUCCAAGAUAAAUUCUGUGGAAUUAUAAACAUCUCAGUGGAGGGCCUACAUGAUGUCAUGACAGAAGAUCCUGAAACAGGCACUUACAAAGACUGCAUGUUGAUGUCUCAUCUUGAGGAACCAAAAGCAACAGAAGAUGAAGAACCACCCACAGAGCAGGAUAAGAGGGAAAAAAUGCUGGCCCUGAAGGAUCCUGUGCACACGGUGUCACUGCAGCAGUUCAUCUACGAGAAGCUCAAGGCACAGCAGGAGUUGCUGGGAGAACAGGGCUUCCAGUCGCUCAUGGAAACAGUCGACACGGAGAUUGUCACCCAGCUACAGGAGUUUUUGCAGGGAUUCUAAGAGCACAUGACAGAAUCGUGCUGCCACCUCUUUCUGAAAAAAAGUCGAUAACCCAGCCUGCCACCUGUACAUGAGAGCCUGCUGAGAUGCUGGAGAAAUUACUCGGGUUUGAACAUAAAGAAGCAAAGACCAUACAUUUUUUACUACAAAAUUCAAAGAAUAAAUGUAAAAUGCUACAUAACAAAAAUCACAAACCUAUUCCUCAAAAGAAUUUAAUUUUAUAUUUAUGAGAGAGGCCCUGUGUUUGCUAGAGAUACAUUUGAUGAAAAUAGCUGCUUAGUUUCCUGUUAAGAGAAGAAACUGUUUGAUGAUCUUUUAAUCAUGUACUCUUAACAUUUGAGAAGACAAUGGUUAAUGUCUGAGAUUUUUGCAACCAAAAUUAGUUACAUUUGGCUG